Habropoda laboriosa is the source of this 2077-nucleotide messenger RNA. Its product is annotated as xenotropic and polytropic retrovirus receptor 1-like. Gene Ontology annotation, biological process: phosphate ion transport; cellular response to phosphate starvation. The coding region runs from base 77 to 2077 and encodes 666 amino acids. The transcript is spliced from 11 exons. The record is from RefSeq and is a predicted model, not a curated record. Gene Ontology annotation, molecular function: inositol hexakisphosphate binding. Gene Ontology annotation, cellular component: cytoplasm; plasma membrane; Golgi apparatus. NCBI's taxonomy places the organism in Eukaryota, Metazoa, Arthropoda, Insecta, Hymenoptera, Apidae.
UCCUGGUGUUCGUAUUCUGGUAUAUUCAGUGAAAUACAAAUAUCACAAUUGUCCAGUUAAUUAAUUCAUAGAAAAAAUGAAAUUUACAGAGCACUUAAGUGCUCAUAUCACACCAGAAUGGAGAAAACAAUACAUAAAUUACGAGGAAAUGAAAGCAUUGCUCUAUGCUGCAGUAGAACAGGCACCAGCAGCAGACAUAACAGAAUCCCAUGUUUUGGAACGUUAUUUUAAUAAAUUUGACGAGAAGUUUUUCCAUUAUUGCGAUAAGGAAUUGGCAAAGAUAAAUACGUUUUAUUCAGAAAAAUUAGCAGAAGCAACUCGCAGAUUUGCAGCUCUCAACAAUGAAUUAUGUGAAAUUCAAUCAGUUGCUGAAGAUAGGCAUGCAAAUCGUAAAAUUCGUUACCGUAACAAUAUUUUAUACAAGAAACCAGUUUCAGCACGCAAACUUCAAGAACUAAAAUUAGCUUUUUCUGAAUUCUAUCUCUUCCUAAUUUUACUUCAGAACUAUCAAAAUUUGAAUUUCACUGGAUUCAGAAAAAUUUUGAAGAAGCACGAUAAACUUUUAAAUAUAGACCUUGGGGCAAAAUGGAGAGCAGAACAUGUAGAUACAGCAUUAUUUCACACACACAAAGACAUAGACAGACUUAUUGCAGACACAGAAGCAUUGGUUACCAGAGACUUAGAACAUGGGGACAGACAACGUGCUAUGAAACGUUUGAGGGUCCCCCCACUUGGAGAACAGCUUUCUCCAUGGAUUACAUUUAAAGUUGGACUUUUUUCAGGGGCCUUUAUUGUUCUUCUUAUAGCAGUGAUACUUUCAGGUGCACGUUAUAAAGACAAUAAUAACUGGCGAGUUUUAUGUAGAUUAUAUCGCGGACCAUUACUUAUGAUUCAGUUUCUUUUUCUUAUGGGAAUUAAUGUCUAUGGGUGGAGAUCUUCUGGUGUAAAUCAUGUUUUAAUAUUUGAACUUGAUCCUCGAAAUCAUUUGUCAGAACAGCAUAUCAUUGAAAUGGCUAGUGUUUUUGGAUUAGUUUGGUCUUUGUCAAUUUUAGGUUUCUUAUACAGUGAAACAUUAGGAAUACCGCCAUUUGUUCAACCUUUUUUGUUAUACACAUUGCUAGCCUUAUUUUUAUUUAAUCCAACAAAAACAUUACGUUACGAGGCUAGAUUUUGGGCACUCCGUGUAUUGGGUAGAAUAUUUUGUGCUCCAUUUUUCUACGUCGGAUUUGCUGAUUUCUGGCUUGCAGAUCAACUUAAUUCUCUACAUACUGUUUUCUUAGAUUUUCAAUAUUUCGUUUGCUUUUAUGUACAAAAUUCUUCGUGGACCAACGUCACCGAUGCAGAAACUUGUAUAAUGCGUGAAUUAUCAAUGAGACCAUUCGUAGCUUGUUUGCCAGCGUGGUUUCGAUUUGCACAGUGUUUACGACGAUAUAGAGACACAAAAGAAACUUUUCCCCACCUUGUGAAUGCAGCAAAAUAUGCUACCAGCUUUUUCGUUGUAUUUUUUUCAUACCUACAUUUAACUAACGCUAAAUAUUACGUAAUGUCCACCGAAAAUCCUUAUUUUUAUUUAUGGAUUACCGCAAGUAUUAUGAGUUCUUGUUUCACAUAUACAUGGGAUAUAAAGUUGGAUUGGGGAUUAUUUGACAGUAAUGCAGGAGAGAACAAAUUCCUCAGGGAAGAAAUAGUUUAUUCUUCUCCAUAUUAUUAUUACUUUGCAAUAAUCGAAGAUUUUGUGCUCCGUUUUGGUUGGGCGUUUUCGCUUUCUCUUACCGAAAUGGGAUACGUGCACGCAGAUUUAAUGGUUUCUAUAGUGGCGCCAUUGGAAGUAUUCAGGAGAUUCAUAUGGAACUUUUUCCGUUUGGAAAACGAGCAUCUAAACAAUUGCGGAAAAUUCAGAGCGGUAAGGGAUAUCUCUGUUGCACCGGUCGAUUGCUCUGAUCAAACGCAAAUAUUGAGAAUGAUGGACGCAACGGACGGGGUGAUCAAUCGAAAGAGAAAGCAAAAGGUAACGGAUAAAAAGCCACCACGCAUGUCUUCCAAAGGUGAAUCCCUGAUUUGUGAUCUCGACACUUAA